Molecule: messenger RNA, 855 nt
Organism: Menidia menidia (Atlantic silverside)
Lineage: Eukaryota; Metazoa; Chordata; Actinopteri; Atheriniformes; Atherinopsidae
Source: the annotation of a GenBank genome assembly
GACUACCCCCCCCACCCCCCACCCAGCCCACAUCUCACCGCUCUCAUGUCCACAAGGCAACAAGCCAUGUCUGGACAGACAGUGACCAUCCCGGACGACCGGGCGUUCGCCAGCUUCAAGGCGGAGUGCCUGUGCGAGGAGGGCUGGAGCAUGACCUACAGCAAGGGGGGCAUCACGGUGUGGACCCAGGGUCUGGAGGAGGGGAAGUCCAUCCACAAAAUUAAGUGUCGUAUGGUGAAUAAGGACGUGCCGGCCGACACCAUGUAUGAUGUUCUUCAUGACAUCGAAUACAGACGGAAGUGGGACUCAAAUGUCAUCGAAACGUUUGAUAUCGGGAAACUCACCGUCAACGCAGAUGUCGGCUACUACUCAUGGAAGUGUCCAAAACCUCUUCGGAACCGUGAUGUCAUCACUCUUCGGUCCUGGCUGCCAAUAGGGAAAGAUUACAUCAUCAUGAACUACUCGGUGAAACACUCAAAAUAUCCUCCGAAGAAGGACAUGGUACGAGCUGUUUCCAUUCAGACUGGCUACAUGAUCCAGAGCCAGGGACCUAACCACUGUACCCUCACUUACAUGGCCCAGGUCGAUCCACGAGGUUCAUUACCCAAGUGGGUUGUCAACAAGUCCUCCCACUUCCUGGCUCCUCGCGCGAUGAAGAAGAUCAACAAGGCCUGUUUGAAGUACUCGGACUGGAAGCAGAGACAUAACCCCGGCUUCAAGCCCUGGCUCUACCCAGAACAGACUGCGUUACCCAGCAUCCCACUCUCAGAGCUGAGCCUCCAGCGGGCAGAGAGCCUGGAGAAUAUUGAUGAGAGCUCACUGGCUGAGACCAAUGAGAGGGAAGACAGCGACUAA